AUAAAAGAAGAAUUGUUGGUUUUGUUGCAGUGGCUGUGGUCGUGGCGUUUUUCAUCUGCUGGGCUCCGUUUCACGCCCAGAGGCUGGUGGCGACCCAUGUUUCCUUUCCAUCGAAUGCGGACGACAGGAUAAAGUAUCUGAAGAUAUACGAAGUGGUGACCUACAUCAGCGGCGUCCUCUACUUCGUAUCCACCACCAUAAAUCCGUUGCUCUACAACAUCAUGUCGAACAAGUUCAGGGAUGCAUUCAAGGAGACGUUCGCGCGAUGCUGUCGACUCAACACCGGAAAGCAGAGGACUUACUCGGUCCUCUCUAGGUCUAGGUCCUCAGCGCCACGGGCCACAGAAUCAAACGAGUCUAGAGAUGAGGCUAGUAGCGUUCAAACACACACCUCUAUUACCCACAAAAGCUCCAUAGAUUCCGGCCUAGGCAUGCACAUCACUACGAAAAGACCUAGAAAAAUCGAGUUUCCCAAUAGAUCUGAGGUUUCCAUAACGAUGAUGCCGCUCACAAAUUUAACUCAUAUCUCUCCGAGCACGAAACUGGUCGCAGUUCACGUGAAGCACGCGCCAGAACCGAAUUGGAGGUUUCUCGAGUUCUUCAGAUGUUUGGGGUCGAAGAGGCAGGAACCUGCGAGUCCCGAGUUCAGAGUUAGAACCAAAGAAACGAGACUUUCCGCCGACUCAUUCGACAUCAGCAACAGCAGCUUGAAAGAGGUGGAGGCGGCCUUGCUGAAAGACGAACUCACCACUUACAUGAACAAACCUAGUUCAAUUAACUAAAGUGAACUUUAUACAAAUACUGUGUACAUAUAUAUAUAUAUAGACCUAUAAACCUUAAUGAAUAAUUAGUGAAAGUGAUGAGAGCACGAAUGUUUGAUGAAAGAGAUAUAUUUUGUCUGUCAAUAAAUUUUGAAUUACAAUUCCCGCAA
Molecule: messenger RNA, 931 nt
Organism: Nicrophorus vespilloides
Lineage: Eukaryota; Metazoa; Arthropoda; Insecta; Coleoptera; Silphidae
Product: neuropeptides capa receptor-like
Exons: 3
Biological process (GO): neuropeptide signaling pathway
Cellular component (GO): plasma membrane
Molecular function (GO): neuropeptide receptor activity
Source: RefSeq, a predicted model, not a curated record